AUGUCUAGGAGUUGGAUUGAAAGAUCAAAGGAUCCAUCCUUUAGAGCAUCUGCACUAUACAUGCAGGAGGUUGACAAAUUCCUAGACUAUGCAUUUUCUAAUGCAGCAUGUGGGACUCAGAUCUUAUGCCCAUGUGUAAAGUGCCUAAAUCAACUUUGGGGAAAUCGGACUGAAGUGACCGAACAUCUGGUCUGUGAUGGAUUUUUAAGGAACUAUACAAUUUGGAAUAACCAUGGGAAAGCAUCAUCUUCACACACCCCUCUCCGUGAAACUCCAGUGGAACUUGACUCAUCAGAUACCUAUGAUGUUACACAUAACAUGCUAAAUGAGAUGUUCAGAAGAAAUACAGAUGAAAGGAUUGAUGAUGGUGGCACAGGUGUGCAUAUAGAGGGGGAAAGUAUAGCAAUGAAGAAAUAUGAACUGUUGAUGGAAGAUGCAAAUUUACCAUUGUAUCCAGGAAACGAAAGGUUUACAAAACUAUCUUUCAUUCUUCGACUUUAUCAUAUUAAAUGUCUCUGCAAGUUGAAUGACAAAGCAUUCUCAUUGUUGCUUGACUUAUUGAAAGAAGCAUUUCCCGAGCCGAAUUCGUUACCGAAGUCUUUGUAUGAAACCAAGAAGAUUAUUAAAGACUUAGGCCUGAAUUACGAGAAGAUUGAUGCAUGCCGCAACGAUUGCAUGUUGUAUCGGAAUGAGACAGCAAAUGCCACGUCUUGUUACAAAUGUGGCAUAUCAAGAUAUAUAUCAGACGAUAAGAAGAUCCCAGUCAAGAUAUUACGUCAUUUCCCUUUGAUUCCAAGGUUUCAAAGGUUAUAUAUGUCGUCUAAACUAUCAUCUGAUAUGAGAUGGCAUCAUGAAGAGCGUGUAGAUGACCAGAAGUUACGACACCCAGCUGACUCUAAAGCAUGGAAGGACUUCGAUAGGCUUUAUCCGGAUUUUAGUGAGGACCCUCGUAAUAUUAGGCUUGGGCUUGCAAGUGAUGGAUUCAAUCCAUUUAAGAUGAAUAGCUCAAAGCAUAGUACAUGGGCUGUUGUGGUGAUCCCUUACAACUUGCCACCGUGGAUGUGCGUUGAGACUUAUGAUGCAUAUAAGAAGGAAACAUUUAAGCUACGUGUAUGCUUGUUAUGGACCAUUAAUGAUUUUCCGGCAUAUGGGAAUCUCUCAGGUUGGAGUACGAAAGGUGCUUUGGCUUGUCCAUGUUGCAACAAGGAUACAAUUUCACGUUGGCUAAAAUAUGGAAGAAAGCACUGUUACUUGGGCCAUCGUCGAUUUCUUCCUCCUGAUCAUAAAUUUCGUACUGAUAGAAGAAGUUUUGAUGGUCAUGAGGAACAUAGAGUGCAACCAAAGACACUUUCUGGUUUUGAUGUGUUGGAACAGCUAUGGGGUGCUCAGUUUCCCCCAUUUGGGAAGGAUAAUAUUGACAAGGAUGGGGGGAAGAGAAAAAGGGGGUUACAAAAGCCAGAGCUCCCAUUUAACUGGAAGAAGAAGAGUAUAUUUUUUGAUUUGCCAUAUUGGAAAAAUAAUGUUGUUCGUCAUAAUUUAGACGUGAUGCAUAUUGAGAAGAAUUUUUGUGAUAGUAUCAUUGGGACAUUGUUAGGUAUGAAAGAUAAGACGAAGGAUCACGUGAAUGCACGUCUAGAUUUAAAAGAUAUGAAAAUCCGUGUUGAUCUUCAUCCAAAGAUUAUUGAAGGUAGGGAUAAAGUCAUUUUACCUCCAAGAUACUACACAUUGUCCAAUGAGGACAAGGAGGUGUUUUGCACAAUAUUAAGUGGUGUGAAGGUUCCAGACGGCUAUGCUAGUAAUAUCUCACGUAAUGUGCAAGUCAAGGAGAGGAUAAUAUCAGGAAUGAAGAGCCAUGAUUGUCAUAUUAUGAUGCAACAACUUCUUCCAGUUUCCUUUCGUAGUGUUUUGCCCAAGAAUGUUGGUAAAGUAUUGAUUGAGAUAUGUGAGUUCUUUCGAGAUUUAUGUAGUAAAGUUGGUUCAGAGGAGGAUUUCAAGAGGCUUAAUCAAAGUAUUGCUUUGUCUCAAUGUGUAACCUUGAAAGGUUCCUCAAACAACUUAAAGACUAUGUUCGCAACAAUAGUCGGCCGAGGGGCUCGAUAG
This is a messenger RNA of Telopea speciosissima, 2100 nucleotides long. RefSeq lists its product as uncharacterized. The record is from RefSeq and is a predicted model, not a curated record. The transcript is spliced from 3 exons. Lineage: Eukaryota; Viridiplantae; Streptophyta; Magnoliopsida; Proteales; Proteaceae. The coding region runs from base 1 to 2100 and encodes 699 amino acids.